CUGAGAGCAGCGGCGGCGGCAGCUCACUCACACACACCUCCCCGUAUAACAGCGUUUCUGCUCUGUUUCUGUGUGCAGCAGCAGCAGCAGCAUCAGUGUCGGUGUUAGCGUUGCCGGGCCAUGCACACGCACCGUGCGUUCAAGGAGAUGCAGUAGUGGUGGUGGCUGCUGCUGCUGCUUCUGUCCGAUCAGCUGUCUUUUUGUGUCUUCAGCAUCAGCAUCAUCAUCGCCGCGACGGACAGAGGAAUCGCCAUCAAGCACCGCGGACAGGGACACCGCAGAGCGGAUUACACAGGAUGGAAUUCAAGAAUCUGGUGGAGGCGGCCGAGAAGUGGUGCACCGGGAACCCGUUCGACCUCAUCUUCGCGGAGGAGGACGACGAGAGGCGGCUGGACUUUUACGCAGAGCCCGGCGUCUCCUUCUACGUGCUGUGUCCCGGCGACACCGACAGCUUUCAUGUGUGGAGCGAGAGCGAGGACUGUCUCCCCUUCCUACAGUUGGCCCAGGAUUACAUCUCUUCCUGUGGGAAAAAGACUCUUCUGGAGGUGCUGGAGAAGGUCUUCACAUCCUUCAGACCUUUACUCGGUCUUCCAGACAUAGAAGAUGACAGUUUUGAGCAUUAUCACAAUGACAUGGAAGGAGAACCAGGGCCUGACCAGCAGCAGAUGGGAGUCAGCCAGCAGUGAUCUGUCCCUGAAAGGCCUGCAGCUGGGAUAGAGCGACCCAAAAAAUCCCAGGCCACAACUCCUGCGUCCCCACUACUGUUACACAUAUAUACACACACACACACACAUAGACAAACAAACACACACACACACUUGCUAAAAAAAAUGUUCUUGAAUGUUUCAGUGGCUUUGCUUUCCAAAGAGUGCCCUCUCUGUGCACUUUGUCGCCCCCUACGACACGCGCCCGCCCGCCCACACACACACACGAAGGCUACGUGAGUCGUCUUAUCAUUCACCAUUGGGUUAGUUAAAGUUCCACAGCACAGCAAUACUAGUUACGUGGGUUGACUUUCAUAUGCAGAAAUACGGUCAGAUGUUAACGCAAUACUCUACUUCCUCUCCGAACGCUGAGAUGAAUGUGGAAGAUAACCUACUUUCUUUAUUCUUGGUUGACACUAAGGCAGUGCGAGAGGGAAAGCGGUCGGAAACUGACGGUUGAAAACGUGGAGUGAUGUACGAGCAGCGAGUUGGGAGAACGGUAUUAGAUACGUGUCCGAAAAGUGUUUGAAAACAUUUGUGCUCCCCGGUGUAGAAAUCAAAGCUUCACAGUAGCAUGGGUCGUAUUUUAGAAACGUGUCUCUCUGUUUCGUUUUAUGGGGACAUUUGAAAUCUGUGCUACUUAUUAUAUCACCGUCACCACGGAGACAUUAAUGCUGCAGCUUAAUCUCUUCCCCGUUCAGCAU
Messenger RNA from Cynoglossus semilaevis (tongue sole), 1408 nucleotides. Its product is annotated as maturin-like. NCBI's taxonomy places the organism in Eukaryota, Metazoa, Chordata, Actinopteri, Pleuronectiformes, Cynoglossidae. The record is from RefSeq and is a predicted model, not a curated record. Bases 297 to 686 code for a protein of 129 amino acids. Gene Ontology annotation, biological process: positive regulation of megakaryocyte differentiation; regulation of signaling. Gene Ontology annotation, cellular component: cytoplasm. The transcript has 4 exons.